Plenodomus lingam JN3 is the source of this 1734-nucleotide messenger RNA. RefSeq lists its product as uncharacterized. Gene Ontology annotation, biological process: lipid metabolic process. Gene Ontology annotation, molecular function: oxidoreductase activity, acting on paired donors, with oxidation of a pair of donors resulting in the reduction of molecular oxygen to two molecules of water. Lineage: Eukaryota; Fungi; Ascomycota; Dothideomycetes; Pleosporales; Leptosphaeriaceae. Gene Ontology annotation, cellular component: membrane. The record is from RefSeq and is a predicted model, not a curated record.
AUGUCGACCACCCACCCCAUCAUCUCCCCGGCGGAGAUUCAGCAGAGAGUCGACCAGGGCGAGCCACUCGUCAUCUACCACGGUCAUGUCCUGCAGCUCGGAGACUGGAUUGCCCAUCAUCCUGGCGGCAAGCUUGCCAUUCUGCACAUGGUGGGUCGUGAUGCAACCGACGAGAUCGAUAUCUACCACUCCAACAAGGCUAUCCUCAUGAUGACUAAACACCGCAUUGGUCGCGUCCAAUUACCCUGGUCCAACCUCGAGCCUCCCAUUCGCCGCGAAGAUUACUACCUAAACCUGGACAAGAGGAACAAGGUAGCCACCGUCAAGGCCAAAGCCCAGCCCAUGGGUGACAAGGCCCAGCGUGCAAAGAGCGUUGACCUUGGUUCCGCUGCCACGCUCAUCGGCAAAAAGAUCAUGGGACAAGACAGCUGCGUGUGCAGCAGCACGGGCAAGUCGUCAUCCGAUCUUGAGAAGCUUCCGCUAUUGGAGAACGUCACAUCCACCCGGGGCGCGAAGAAGAGUCAGGCCCAGGCUGAAGCAGAAAAGAAGGCGCACAGAGAGCAGUUUGCUAUCGAGCAGGAACAAAAGGAAAUUGCAAUCGGCCUCGCCGAGAACCCGUCUCUCGACCCGGAGACGCAAAAUGCCAUCAUCCAAGAUUAUCGCGAGCUGCACCAGCAAUUCAAGGAUCAAGGACUCUACCAAUGCAACUACAGGGCCUAUGCCUGGGAGUCACUCCGCUACAGCAUCCUUUUCGCUGCCUUUGCCUACCUGCUGUAUAGCAAAUGGUACCUGACAUCUGCCAUGUUCCUCGGUCUGUUCUGGCAACAAAUCAUGUUUACUGCCCACGACGCCGGCCAUCGUGGCAUCACGGGAAACUUUGUAUACGACACCCUCAUUGGCGCUUUCAUUGCAGACUUCUGUUCCGGUCUCAGCAUCGGCUGGUGGAAGUCUAGCCACAACGUUCACCACUUGAUCACCAACAUGCCCGAACACGAUCCCGAUAUCCAAAACAUCCCCCUGUUUUGCACUACACCCACAUACAUGAAGUCCAUUCUCUCCUCCUUUUACAAUUUCCGUUUCGUAUGGGACGCGGCUUGCGAUCUCGCCACCCCCUACCAGAAAUGGUGGUACUAUCCCAUUAUGGCUUUGGCCCGCUUCAACCUCUACUUUCUCGGCUGGCUGCAUCUCGUCUCUCCGCGUGCAGCACAACUCGGCGCAGCAUCAUGGACCCGUCCCGUCGAGCUCGUUUUCAUGGCCUGCUACUGGUAUAUUUUCGGCUACCUCCUGUGCUACUGCUACCUGCCGGACUUCCCGACCGUCGUUGGCUUCGUCCUCAUCUCCCACAUCUCCACCAUGAUUUUGCACGUGCAAAUCACCCUCUCCCACUGGGGCAUGCCGACCUCUGACCUCGGCCCUGGCGAAUCCUUCCCUGCCCGUCAGCUGCGCACGACCAUGGACGUUGACUGCCCCGAAUGGAUGGACUGGUUCCAUGGCGGCCUCCAGUUCCAGGCCGUACACCACUUGUUUCCGCGCGUGCCCCGGCACAACCUGCGCAAAGGACAGAAGCUCGUCCGCGCCUUUUCCGAGAAGACGGGCGUCAAGUAUCACUGCCUGGGCUUUGUCGAGGGCAACAAGGUCGUGCUGACUCGCCUCGAGACUGUUUCAGCAAUGGUCAAGAUGAUGGUGGAUUGCCAGGCGCAUAUGGCGGCGACCGGGGAGAGCGGAUUGCACUGA